This is a messenger RNA of Penicillium cinerascens, 192 nucleotides long. RefSeq lists its product as uncharacterized. NCBI's taxonomy places the organism in Eukaryota, Fungi, Ascomycota, Eurotiomycetes, Eurotiales, Aspergillaceae. The record is from RefSeq and is a predicted model, not a curated record. Bases 1 to 192 code for a protein of 63 amino acids. The transcript is spliced from 2 exons.
AUGCCACACAAAGUCAACAACGACUCCAAUUCCACCCUCGCAAGCAGAGGCAGCAUCGGUGACCCAGUGGUCGCUACCGAAGUCAGAACCUCCAAUCCCGUCCGGAAACCACCCGUCAUCGUCCACAAUAGAGGCGGCCAGAUCUACGACGAGACCCGGCCGUCCGACUGGGAUAAACAACGCUGGAAAUAG